GCAACUGACAGAAGAAAGGGAGCCAAACCAGCUGGACUUAGAAAUGUCUGCUUUUCGAUCUAUCACGAGAUCUAUCUGCUAAAGAAUCUGGUAACUGCAUCCUGCGGACAUAGAUACUGAAUACAAGAUAUAAAAAGACACCAGGUUACAGAGGAUUAUAAAGGAAUCAACAGCUCUCGCUACAGGAAAACGUUUAUACGGAGGCCUCAUCUGAAGAAGAACAUGUUCACUGCUCUAGUAAGGCGUCUAAUGAAGACUGGACUCCAAGCUGCUCCUGCUGAUCACUGCUUUGCUGGACCUGAAGAUGUGGCCUGUGAUUUCUGCACUGGAAGAAAACUGAAAGCUAUCAAUUCCUGUUUAGUCUGUCUGGCCUCUUACUGUGAGAAACACCUUCAGCCUCAUUAUGAUUCAGCUACAUUUAAGAAACACAAGCUGGUGGAGCCCUCCAAGAACCUCCAGGUGAACAUCUGCUCUGAUCAUGUUAAGGUGAUGAAGGUAUUUUGUCGUACUGAUCAGAAGUGUAUCUGUUAUCUCUGCUGUUUGGAUGAACAUAAAGACCAUGACACAGUGUCAGCUAAAGAAGAAAGGACUGAGAGGCAGAGAGAGCUGGAGGAGAGACGAGGAAGAAUCCGGCAGGGAAUCCAGGACAGAGAGAAAGAUGUGAAGCUGCUUCAACAGGAGGUGGAGGCCAUCAAUCACUCUGCUGAUAAAACAGUGGAGGACAGUGAGAAGAUCUUCACUGAGCUGAUCCGCCUGAUCAAGAAAAGACGCACUAAAAUUAAGAAGAAGAUCAGAUCCCAGCAGGAAACUGAAGUGAGUCGAGUCAAAGAGCUUCAGGAGAAGCUGAGCUGAAGCAGCUCUUAAACACAGAGGAUCACAACCAGUUUCUCCACAGCUACCCCUCACUGUCAGCACUCAGUGAGUCUACACACUCAUCCAGCAUCAAUAUCCGUCCUCUGAG
Cyprinodon variegatus (sheepshead minnow) is the source of this 961-nucleotide messenger RNA. RefSeq names its product tripartite motif-containing protein 29-like. Gene Ontology annotation, molecular function: zinc ion binding. Lineage: Eukaryota; Metazoa; Chordata; Actinopteri; Cyprinodontiformes; Cyprinodontidae. The transcript is spliced from 2 exons. The coding region runs from base 223 to 852 and encodes 209 amino acids. The record is from RefSeq and is a predicted model, not a curated record.